This is a messenger RNA of Rosa chinensis, 804 nucleotides long. Its product is annotated as 21 kDa protein. The record is from RefSeq and is a predicted model, not a curated record. NCBI's taxonomy places the organism in Eukaryota, Viridiplantae, Streptophyta, Magnoliopsida, Rosales, Rosaceae. The coding region runs from base 68 to 679 and encodes 203 amino acids. Gene Ontology annotation, molecular function: enzyme inhibitor activity. Gene Ontology annotation, biological process: negative regulation of catalytic activity. The transcript has a single exon.
UCCCUCUCCUUUCAUCACUCCACUGCUAAAUACUCUGCUGCCUAAGUAUUGAAACAGACAGAAACAGAUGGAACCCUCAUUUUCUAAACAUUUCUUUACAUCUUCUCUCAUAGUACUACUCUUCACUACUUGUAGCAUAUUCUGCUCAAUCUCAGCAGCUAGAGACCUUGCCCCGAAAACCAAUACCGAGUUCAUUAAAACAUCUUGUGGUGCAACAACCUAUCCAAAACUCUGCCUUGCCUCUCUCUCAAGCCAAGCAAGUGUCAUCCAAACAAGUCCUAAACUUAUUGCUUGUGCAGCCCUUAAUGUGACACUUUCGUCUGCUAAAUCAACCUCCACUAUGAUGUUAAGGCUCUCCCACGGCCAUGGCAUGAAGCCUAGAGAAGUUGCUGCCAUGAGGGACUGCGUCGAACUGUUGAGUGACUCGGUGGACGAGCUUCAGAGGUCUAUUUCGAAGAUGGUUAACUUUAGGAGUUCUGGGUUUGAGCUUAUGAUAAGUGAUGUUCAAACUUGGGUUAGUGCUGCCUUGACGGAUGAGGGCACCUGCUCGGAUGGGUUUGCUGGAAAUGGAUUGAAUGGGAAUUUGAAGACUGUUGUGAGGGGUCGGAUUGUGAACAUUGCACAAUUGACUAGCAAUGCCUUGGCUUUGAUUAACAGAUACGCCUCGGUUCAUAGUUGAAUAAUAUAGUUUUGAUGGAAGAUGUUAAAUUCUAUGUGAUUUAGAUGUGAUUGCCGUUGUAUGCGUUCAAAUAUAUAAGCUGAAACCCCUAGACUAAACAAGUUCCCACCAAGGAUUCUAUGUGA